UAUAUUUAUUGUACUCGAUUAUUUUGUGCUUUUUUUCAACUUACUAAUCUUAUUCUAUCAAUUUGCAAAAAGAAAUCGUAUAAAAAAUUCGCAAAUUGACUAUCGAAAAUUGUUAAAACUGUUAGGACUUUGAUUUGUUACUAUGUCGUGGUCAAAAGACACAAUUGCGAACAAUCAUCGGAUAUCAGAUCAUUUUGAAUUACCACCGACACCACCGACACCAUCAUCUCUGCAUAUGGAAGGGCAGAACGCGAGAUCAGCAACAGGUUGCGAGACAUCAUGGUAUCACAAGUGCUCUUGGAGCAACCCAACGAAUUCUUGCAAUGAGUACGAUAUUACGACUGAUGAAGCCGCUUGUUUAAUUCCAUCGCCUUACAUCGUGAAUUUUUUUCAAAGCGCCGACAGUAAUCAAAAUUAUCGCACAUGGGAGCAAUAUUCCCAGCAAAAUGCUGCAGAUUGUCAUCCAAUAAUCGAGCAGUUGAAUGGAAAGGAAGAUGAAAAAUCUUUGAGCAAACCUGAAAAUUCAUUAUAUGAGAAUAAUCAAGAUCGUCGUAUAAUAACUUCAUCAAACACGGGGACAAUGUUUCGCGCUUGGGAAAUGCCUCAUUUGCAGAAUACGAUUAUGGAUCGCGAGCACGAGAAUAAGUAUCACUCCUUGCAGCAUUCGCAAUAUAAUGAGAACUACGCGAAUUCAUUCUUGAGAGAAAAUACACGACCACAUCGAGAACGAGAAACGACAAAAAGGACAAGCGACAAGCCGCGGAAAGAAAGAACUGCAUUUACGAAGCAACAGGUCCGACAUCUUGAAUGUGAAUUUGCUCACAGUAAUUAUUUGACACGAUUGCGUCGCUAUGAGAUUGCUGUAGCAUUGGAUUUAACGGAACGUCAGGUAAAAGUGUGGUUUCAAAAUAGACGUAUGAAAUGGAAACGAACGAAAGGAAGUACGACAAAUGUACAAGAAACAACUAUUGUAUCAUAAUUUGAGAUCGUUAUUCAACAUGUAUUUAAAUUUAUAAUUGUACAUAACAACAUAACAAUUUAGGUAUAGAUUUAGGUAUAAAUUGUAAAAGUGAGUGUUUUAGAGAGAAAUUUUAUUUCAACAUAGAGAGAAG
This is a messenger RNA of Pogonomyrmex barbatus (red harvester ant), 1112 nucleotides long. RefSeq names its product buttonless (gene btn). Gene Ontology annotation, molecular function: RNA polymerase II cis-regulatory region sequence-specific DNA binding; DNA-binding transcription factor activity, RNA polymerase II-specific. NCBI's taxonomy places the organism in Eukaryota, Metazoa, Arthropoda, Insecta, Hymenoptera, Formicidae. Gene Ontology annotation, biological process: positive regulation of transcription by RNA polymerase II. Gene Ontology annotation, cellular component: nucleus. The record is from RefSeq and is a predicted model, not a curated record.